Molecule: messenger RNA, 2895 nt
Organism: Jatropha curcas
Lineage: Eukaryota; Viridiplantae; Streptophyta; Magnoliopsida; Malpighiales; Euphorbiaceae
Product: bZIP transcription factor (DUF630 and DUF632)
Source: RefSeq, a predicted model, not a curated record
UGUGUCUGCGUUCUUCUGCCAGAUUGCCUUUUGCAUGGAACAGACCACAGCCUCCUCUCUCUCUCUCUCUCUCUCUCUCUCUCUUCUCGAUCGGAUUCUCUUUAAUCGAUUCUCUACUCCUCUCUCUCUCUAGGAAGUCUCUCUUUCCCUCUCUAGCCAAAGUUCUCUUCUUUCUGUAUGAACCAAAACCAAUGGGAAUAAUUCUGCUCAAAAUCUGAGUCUCUAAUUCCCUGAAUUCCACGCUUGUUAUUACUUUUUACUUCAAUUUCUCAGAUGUUUUGAUUGAUUCUACUGAGUUCUAGGCCUUGAUUUUUAUCUCUUUUUAUGCUAUUUGUACUCGGUCUACUGAGUUCACUUCUAUCUUGAGGAAGAACCCCAUGCGUUAAAUUGUUGAAUUAGUGGAAUAUUGAAACAUUGGAAAAUGGGGGCUGCAAAUUCAAAAAUAGAAGAAGAUAAGGCUUUGCAGCUUUGUCGUGAAAGGAAGAAAUUUGUUAGGCAGGCUCUUGACGGCAGGUGCUCACUAGCAGCAGCUCAUGUUAUAUAUGUCCAAUCACUGAGAAAUACAGGAACUGCUCUAAGAAAGUUCGCUGAAACUGAAGCUCCAAUUGAAUCUUCAUUGUACACUUCCACUAAUGCAACACCAGAGCCUCUUGCUUUAACUGAGAAGUCCAUUUCACAUUUCUCCAUUUCCUCUCCGUCUCUAUCACAACCAGUGGAUGCAACUGAAAAUCUUUCUCCAUCACCCUCUCCUCCCAGCUCUAGUCGGUUUCAAACAAAUCACAUGAAAUUUAGGGGUUUUUCUUCCAAAAAGGUUGAAGAGAAGCCUCCUGUAGUUGUUACAGGAACUGUGACCUCGUCCAGUACCCCACAGAAUACUACACCUCGUUCCACUGAAAAACCUGAAGCAUCACCAUUUGAAGCUUCUUCAGUCCCACCAGGAACUCCACCAUGGGAUUACUUUGGACUUUUUCAUCCAAUUGACCAUCAAUUUUCUGUUCAAGAAGGAAAAGAAAUGAAGCCAGGGUUGGAUAAUGCUGAUGAUUUAAGACGGCUUAGAGAAGAGGAAGGAAUUCCUGAACUGGAAGAUGAGGAAGAGAGACACUCAUUUCAUGCAAGUGAAGAAUCUGGGGAUUCAGAAGAUGAGUUUGAUGACCCUCCAGCAGAUACUUUGGUUAGAAGUUUUGAGAAUCUUAAUAGGGUUCAAGAUCAUGUUGCACCUAAUGCAUCCCCAGCCAUGCCUUCUGCUGGAAGUGUAGCUUCUGAAACUGAGUUAUUGCAUGGGGAGAAAAGUAACUCUCCUUAUUUGUCACCAUUGAGAACUCCAUCCUCACAAGUGGCUGUUUCUUCUGACACAAAGAAAACUCCUGUUAAAGAAGAUCGAGCUGAGAAUAAGGUUCCUCCCAAGGACUUCUUUUCGAGUAUAAAAGAUAUUGAAUACCUGUUUAUAAAAGCUUCUGAGGCUGGGAAAGAAGUUCCAAGGAUGCUUGAAGCAAAUAAGUUGCAUUUCCGUCCAAUAGUCCCAGGAAAAGAAAAUGGAUCAGUGGUAUCAACAUUCUUCAAAGCUUGUUUCUCUUGUGGGGAAGACCCUAGUCAAGUCCAAGAAGAGCCUGCUCAAAACGACGUGAAAUACUUAACUUGGCAUAGGACAACAUCUUCACGAUCAUCUUCAUCUAGGAAUCCUCUCGGGUCAAAUAUUAGGGAUGACAAUGAGGAUCUUACCAGUAAUAUUUUUGAAAAUUUUUGCAUGAUCUCUGGCAGUCAUGCUUCAACCUUGGAUAGGCUAUAUGCUUGGGAGCGAAAGCUUUAUGAUGAAGUAAAGGCUAGCGAGGCGGUCAGAAAGGAAUAUGAUGCCAAGCGAACUAUUCUUAGGCAACUGGAAUUUAAAGGACAAAAUAGCUACCAAAUUGAUAAAACUCGUGCUGUUGUUAAGGAUCUACACUCAAGAAUCAGAGUUGCAAUUCACAGAAUUGAUUCCAUAUCAAAUAGAAUCGAGGAAUUACGUGACAAAGAGCUUCAACCGCAACUUGAGGAAUUGAUUGAUGGGCUAAGUCGGAUGUGGGAGGUGAUGCUUGACUGCCACAAGUCUCAGUUUCACAUAAUCUCGAUAGCAUACAACAAUAGGAGUACCAAAUUCUCAAUACAAUCAGAGUCACAUCGGCAGAUUACCAUGCAUCUAGAAAAUGAACUUUACUCUCUGUCAUCAUGUUUUACAAAGUGGAUAGGUGCUCAGAAGUCCUAUCUGCAGGCUAUAAAUGAUUGGCUUUUCAAAUGUGUCAUUCUUCCUGAAAAACCUGUAAAGAAGAAAAGGAGACAACCACCACCUUCGUUAACUUUGAGAGAGAAAGGUCCUCCAAUAUAUGCCAUCUGUGGUGUCUGGUUGGAGAAGCUCAAUGAAUUGCCUGCAAAGGAUGUUGUGGAGGCUAUAAAGGGUUUAGCGGCAGAAAUUGCUCACUUUUUACCCCGCCAAGAAAAGAAUCAAGGAAAAAGUGCAAACUUAGGAUCAUGGAAGGCUGAUAAUGGCAGUGAUUCAGAAAUUAAUAUGUUGAAAGAUGAAGCUUUAGAUGACUUCAUUCCAGGUUUUGAGCGUUUUCGAUCAAGCUUGGAGGGAUUUCUUGGCCAAUUGAAUAACUUCUCAGACCGUUCCGUGAAAAUGUACGCAGAAGUUCAAAAAGCCAUUCAAGUUGCCAAGAAUCCCCAACCUCAAACCCUAUUCCAAUCACAAGUUGUUUAAUUGAAAAAGAAAAUGGAACAGAAGAAUUUGGUUGCAGUGGGGAGGGAAGAAUUUCACCUGUGCAGCAGUAUUCAGAAUCUCAUACAUGAAGCAUUUUGGACAUAUAUGGCAUUUGUACAUGAAGAAAGGAAUUAAAAAAAAAAAAAAAAAAAGAAAAAAAGAAA